Molecule: messenger RNA, 1672 nt
Organism: Trichoderma harzianum CBS 226.95
Lineage: Eukaryota; Fungi; Ascomycota; Sordariomycetes; Hypocreales; Hypocreaceae
Exons: 7
Coding region: 185-1672 (495 amino acids)
Molecular function (GO): ATP-dependent protein folding chaperone; ATP binding
Source: RefSeq, a predicted model, not a curated record
GGACUUCAUUGCUAAAAGAACUAAGCUGAUUGUGGGCAUUGACUAUGGAACCACGUACUCAGGCCUCAGCUUUGCACUUUCUAAUGCGACCGACUUCAAAGACAUAUUUCCAUGGACCAAGUACCCCGGUUCAUCCUCACAUGGUGCUGAGCACUGCGUGAAGGCACCGACAAGAGUUGCUUUCAUGGAUGAAAAUCCGGAGCUGGAUGAUAACGCAUGGGGCUAUCAGGUAGAACCUGGUAUGAAAACGUACGCCUGGACAAAACUUCUUCUCGAUAAAUCCUCUUUGGUGUCUGAAUAUGAUGAUCCUGAUCUUUACCUACCGGGCGGUAUGGACAUCAUGCAGCUGCCCAAAGGCCGAUCAGCCAAAGACGUUGCCACAGAGUACCUCAGAGGCAUGAAGGCUAUGUUUGACGAUGCCGUCAAAGAACACCUCGGCUCUCACAAGAUGGAAGAUCUACCAAUUGAGUUUUGGCUUACAGUUCCAGCAUCCUGGAGCGAGAAAGCAAAGCUGCUCACAAAAUCAGCAGCAAGAGACGCAGGAUUCGCUGCACGGCGCAUGGAUAAGAUUAUGCUUAUUUCUGAACCGGAGGCAGCAGCUCAGCUUGCAUUGAAGUCCAGCCUACAUCGUCUGGAAAGUUUUGUCAAGCCGAAUACCGGUGUAAUGGUUUGUGACUGUGGAGGAGGCACGGUGGAUAUCACUACUUAUGAAGUGGAGGAGACUCGACCAACCUUGGAACUUCGGGAAAUUGCGGUCGGCGUUGCGGGUAAAUGUGGUGGAACAUUUGUGGACAGGAACUUAUUCAAGCUAAUGGCAGACCGCUUUGGCGAUGCUUUUACAUCACUUGAGCCAGAAGAAAUAGGUCCCGGUAGUAGCUUUAUGGACCAGUUCGAGCUCAAGAAGAAAGAUUUCAGCAAGAAGACGCCGAGCAAACGUGCACAUCGUUUGAUGCUCCACAUGCCAGGCCUCAAAAUCAGCUCUUCGAUGGAGAAGUACUAUGAGAGACGGUCUUCAUCUGUUCUUCUGACCCAAGAAGAUUACAAAAUGCUCUUUGACCCAGUCAUCAAUAUGAUCAUUCGCCUAGUGGAAGAGCAGGUGAACCAAAUCAAAUUGAAGAAAGAGCGGCCCAUUGAAACCAUUGUUCUAGUUGGUGGCUUUGGAUCAUCACCAUACUUGAAAGAACAAUUGACAGAGUGGUGCCAAGAUAGAGGAAUAAGGCUAACGACACCGAUCACUGGCGCGUGGUCAGCUGUGGUUUGUGGAGCGGUUUUACGCGGAUUAGAAGGUUCCAUUGUGAGGCAAAAGAAGUGCCGAAGACAUUAUGGUUUCGGCGAACUUAUUGAUUACGAAACUGAAAUUAACUCCGAUUUUCUCUCACACUUCGAAGACAACGUACCAACAAGGCAGAGGUACACUUUAUAUUCUUGUAACUUGGAUGACGCUCCCGAAACUAUUGAGAAUGAACGAAUCGAAAAGGUCGGCGAAGUGGUGGCUACGUUAGACGGCCUUGACAAAAAUGAGCUGAAGCACGUUAAAAAGCAUGGUACCACAUAUUAUUUGCUUCCGCUGACUCUGAACAUCCGAUUGGAUGACGAAGUUGGUCACUUGGCAUUUCGGAUCUUUUAUCAAGAUAGAGAAGUUGGAAAAGCGGCGAUUAACAUCGUUGAGUAA